CUCUUCUUUUUUUCUUUUUCUCUUUUUUGUUCCCCACAUCCAACGCAUGGCACACUUGGUCACGGUCGCCGUGUGCGCGCUCAACCAGUGGGCAAUGGACUUUGACGGCAACCUCGCGCGCAUCCUCACAAGCAUCGAGCAAGCCAAGCAACGCGGCGCAACGUUCCGAUCUGGACCAGAGCUCGAAAUCAGUGGCUAUGGCUGCAACGAUCACUUCCUCGAGUCGGAUACCUUCCUGCACUCAGUCCAAUCACUCGCCGAGUUGCUCAAGUCGCCGGUUUGCCGCGACAUUCUCUGCGAUGUUGGCAUGCCAAUCCUCCAUAAAAACGUUCGGUACAACUGCCGCGUGCUCUUCUUCAACGGAAAGGUGUUGCUCAUCCGUCCCAAAAUGUUCCUGGCAAUGGAUGGGAACUAUCGUGAAGGGCGCUGGUUUACCCCUUGGACAGCUCAGCGGGAGACGGAGGACUUUUACCUUCCAAGCAUCAUUCAGGCGAUCACAGGCCAGAUAACUGUCCCGUUUGGCGAUGCUGUCGUGUCAACAUUGGAUACUUGCGUGGGUGUGGAGACGUGCGAGGAGCUCUUCACCCCCAACAGUCCGCACAUCCAAAUGGGCCUGGACGGCGUGGAGAUUAUCACAAACGGGAGCGGCAGUCAUCACGAGCUGCGCAAGCUGCAUACUCGUCUCGAUUUGAUCCGAUCUGCAUCUGGCAAGCUCGGCGGCAUCUACAUGUACUCCAACCAGAAAGGCUGCGACGGAGAGCGCGUCUACUAUGACGGCUGUGCGAUGAUUGCCGUGAAUGGACAGAUUGUCGCACAGGGCGCGCAGUUUUCCUUGGACGAUGUGGAGGUUGUGACGGCCACCAUCGACCUCGAAGAUGUUCGCAGCUAUCGCGCGAGCAAGAUGAGCUGGGGCGCCCAGGCAACCAACACGCCCAGCUACCACCGCUUCUUUUUGGACUCUCGGCUUACGGCGCAAUCUCCGAGUCUGUUCCCGGAGAAUCUCCCUUCCGAGCCGCUGGAGUCGCUGCGCAUUCACACUCCGAGCGAAGAAAUCAGUCUUGGUCCCGCUUGCUGGCUCUGGGACUACCUGCGCCGAAGCGGCAUGGGCGGUUUCUUCCUUCCAUUGAGCGGUGGGAUUGACAGCAGUUCGACUGCGUGCAUUGUCGCCUGCAUGUGCAAGCUCGUUGUCGACAAUGUUGCAGCCAACAAUGCUCAAGUUUUGCAAGACGUUCGCCGAAUCUGCCGCGACCCUCAGUACACCCCUACCGAUCCUGCGGAGCUGACAAAUCGUCUCCUGCACACUUGCUACAUGGGAACCGCCAAUUCGAGCAAUGAAACUCGCGACCGCGCGUCCGCUCUUGCACAACAGCUCGGCAGCUAUCACCUGAGCAUCAAUUUUGAUGCAGCUGUAGCAGCCGUGCUGGCCGUAUUCACCAUUGCCACAAAGAUGAUCCCCAAGUUCCGCACCUACGGCGGCUCUUCCACGGAGAAUCUUGCACUGCAAAACAUUCAGGCGCGCCUUCGAAUGGUGCUUGCGUAUCUUUUUGCCCAACUUCUUCUGUGGGUGCGUGGUCGCGAGGGAAGCCUUCUCGUCCUCGGUUCCGCGAAUGUGGAUGAAAGCAUUCGAGGCUACUUUACCAAGUACGACUGCUCCGCGGCCGACAUCAACCCGAUCGGAGGAAUCAGCAAGACGGAUUUGCGAGGGUUUAUCCGUUUUGUCAUCCAGACGCACGGUUGGACAUCGCUGAACGGCAUCUUUGACGCGCCUCCGACCGCCGAACUUGAACCCAUCACGGCGUCAUACACCCAAACGGACGAGGCCGAUAUGGGCAUGACUUAUGACGAACUCUCCGUGUACGGGCGUUUGCGCAAGGUGUCGCGAUACGGACCCUACAGCAUGUUUACAAAGCUUGUGAUUGUCUGGAAGGACAAGUUCUCUCCUGCCGAGAUUGCCAUCAAAGUCAAGCACUUCUUCCGGUCCUAUGCAAUCAACAGGCACAAAAUGACGACGCUGACUCCGUCCUACCACGCGGAGGCCUACAGCCCUGAUGACAAUCGAUUUGAUCUUCGGCCCUUUUUGUACAAUGCUUCCUGGUCGUGGCAGUUCCGGAUGAUUGAUGCCAGCCUCGCCACGAUCGCGACGCCCAAAUCGGUUCCAGCUCGUUCCGAGUCACUCGAUGCGGCAAAACCGGCUACUGUGACCGCAGAGGCUCCCAACCUGCUUUCUGCGCCUGCUGAAGAAGCCCCGGAGCCGGAGAAGAUUCCAGUUGUUGUGCCAACCCCGACCACCGAUUCGUCGGACGCCAAGUUGGCCGUGCCGCCCCCUUCCAUCACUCCUCCUGACGCGGCGACUGCGGCUGCACCUGCAACGCCUGCUUCUUCUGCUUCUUCUUCAUCUUCUUCAUCUUCUUCUGCUGAAGCCGCUCCAACCAAGCUGUAAAUUGCAGCGUUUGUUCUUUGACUUUGUCUGUUGUUGUUGUUGUUUUCUGGUCUGAACGCACCAAACGAACUUCCAGAUCUCGCUGAUACUUGGCUCUGUAUUCUUGUAUUUACCCAAAUUCUCGCGCAAGCUCAGUCAUUCUUAGUUUUCCAUCA
Capsaspora owczarzaki ATCC 30864 is the source of this 2595-nucleotide messenger RNA. RefSeq lists its product as hypothetical. Lineage: Eukaryota; Filasterea; Ministeriida; Capsasporidae. Gene Ontology annotation, biological process: NAD+ biosynthetic process. Gene Ontology annotation, cellular component: cytoplasm. The record is from RefSeq and is a predicted model, not a curated record. Gene Ontology annotation, molecular function: ATP binding; glutaminase activity; NAD+ synthase (glutamine-hydrolyzing) activity. The transcript has 19 exons. The coding region runs from base 47 to 2440 and encodes 797 amino acids.